AUGUUGACUUCCUCAAGCUUGAACUCCGAUCAUUUCUUGAGCCCCCAGAAAGUCUUCCUCGGCUCAAACUCGUCUAGUUCUUCCCCAUCUUCUCACCCAAACUACAAGCUAUCAUCAGCAUCUUCAUCAGCUCGUCAAUUUUUCGACUCGAGCACUUCCAAUGAUACCACGACACUUGCUUCGGCUGAUUUUGAUGUCGAUGUCCGAUCUGGCUUCUUAUCUCCUUCAGCUCCUCUAAAAAGAAUAACCAAUCCAGUCUAUCAGCCGUGGGAAGACGCUCUAGAGACAAUCAGCAAGUCAAUAUCUCAAACCGCCGAUCCAGCGACAAAACUUGUCGAAGUUGAGAAAUGGAAGAAAUUCAUCGCUUCCGAACUGCCGGUCUUGACUAUUGAUCCUCUAAUAGACGAUAUCGUGGAAAUGCGCAGAGCUCGCCUUGUCCUGGCGUUCUUGACCCACGCUUUUGUCCAUUCUAUAUCCUCCAAUGAGCACUCUGUCCAUGAGGCGAAAACCCUCAUCCCUCUUUCUUUGGCCGUCCCAUUCUCUGCAAUCAGUCUAGCUUUGGAUAUGCCUCCUGUUCUGACUUAUGCGGACACAGUUCUAUAUAACUGGUCAUUUAAAGAACCUAAACUCGGAUUUACAGCUGAGAAUCUUGAAAUACCAACAACGUUCACACAGACGGACUCCGAAAGACAUUUCUAUAAGACCUCAGUACUGGUGGAAGCUCUCGGGCCAGAAUGUUUGAAGUUGAUGCGAUCAUCCUUGGAUGAAGCAUUCAUGGAAGAUGAAACUUCAGUGAAGCGAAUCGGAAACAAUUUAGGAAGACUGGCGAAACAAAUCGAUCGCAUAUCAAAGGUUUUAAGUGACGUCCGAGUCGGAUGUGAUCCGCGAACGUUUUACUGGGAGAUCAGGCCUUGGUUUAUCGGUGGGCGAUGGAGAUGGGAAGGCGUUGAACCUGAUGGAUCAAACAAAGAGAGGACUGAAAAAGAAGCCGAAGAAUCAUCAGAAGAAAAUCAAUGGAAAGUAACUGAGUUUGGAGGCCCAAGUGCUGGACAAAGCACUUUGAUUCAUGCAAUCGAUGUCUUCCUGGGAGUCGACCACGAGCCCAAUCAGCAGGAGAUUUCAAGCGGAAUCCAUGAUGAAGAAACUUUUAUGAAGCGGAUGUCAACAUAUAUGCCCCAUCAUCAUCGCCUCUUCCUCGCUCAGCUAUCUCGCUCGUGUUUGACCAAGCGCGGUCAACCCAACUUGAUCCGAUCGAUCGUGAUCAAUCAUCAGGAUCAGAAAUUCAAAUCAGGCCCAAAUAACUUGAAGGAAAACUAUAACUUCUGCAUCCAAUCCUUAGAAAAUUUGAGAAAGACCCAUACUCAAAUCGUGUCUCUAUUCAUUAUCUGUCAGAAGAACUCUUCGCCUCCAACUCAUGUAUCAGCCUUGGGUUCAGCUGAAAGUAUCAAUCCAACAUCCACUCAGCUUAAUAAACCAAUCCACCGCGAUGAGCCGCGCAACGGAAAGCUCCAAGACCGUACCAAGCGGACGGAGAACACAGAAGAGAAAGAAAGCUCGCCUAUUUUACUUGGAGAACGCCGUGCAGACAAUCAUUCUCCGGCGAUGGCUUCCAUGGAGCAACUCGCGUCGAUUGCAGAAGGGGAUACAAGCAUUCUGAAAGGCACGGGUGGUACUGACUUGUCGAAAUUCUUAAAGCGGUGUAAACUGCGGACCACUCAAGCCCUCCUCGAUUGA
Molecule: messenger RNA, 1734 nt
Organism: Puccinia triticina
Lineage: Eukaryota; Fungi; Basidiomycota; Pucciniomycetes; Pucciniales; Pucciniaceae
Exons: 2
Coding region: 1-1734 (577 amino acids)
Biological process (GO): 'de novo' NAD+ biosynthetic process from L-tryptophan
Cellular component (GO): cytoplasm
Molecular function (GO): heme binding; indoleamine 2,3-dioxygenase activity; metal ion binding
Source: RefSeq, a predicted model, not a curated record